Molecule: messenger RNA, 479 nt
Organism: Laetiporus sulphureus 93-53
Lineage: Eukaryota; Fungi; Basidiomycota; Agaricomycetes; Polyporales; Laetiporaceae
Exons: 1
Coding region: 154-429 (91 amino acids)
Source: RefSeq, a predicted model, not a curated record
UUACACCAGUACAACAUUCGCGGCUCAUCGAGAACACACUGGGGUCUGCGAUUCGCGCGUGAGCAGGUGGAGACAGGAUCGUGAGCGCGGGAUGGGGACAAGUGCGCGGUAGAGUGCAUAUUCCGCGAUAUCAGGUGAGCUCCUCUCGUUUAUAUGUUGGAAAUCGCGCAUGUGGGCGAUAGGGCGCAGGCGGCUGCACACGCAUUUUGCCUCCGGAGAGUGGCUGGAUGGUCAAUGCGUAAGGCUCGGCGAGUGCGAUCGGGCUUCGUCGUGGGAUCAGCUCUCAGGGCAUGGCUCUUAGUAUCAUAUUCUUACACGGCCGCUGCGCCGUUGACGGCUCGUGGUAGCUUACGCCUGCACGAUCGGUUGCACGUGCUAGGUCUGUGCGAGGGGUGCAUGCCCUUGUCUUAUGGCCCCCGGAGGAGAUAGGCAGGUCUUAGCUAUUGUCACCUCACUCGAUUUCUCUCCAACCUCUUCUA